Messenger RNA from Sphaeroforma arctica JP610, 3636 nucleotides. RefSeq lists its product as hypothetical. The record is from RefSeq and is a predicted model, not a curated record. Gene Ontology annotation, molecular function: protein binding. The coding region runs from base 236 to 3250 and encodes 1004 amino acids. NCBI's taxonomy places the organism in Eukaryota, Ichthyosporea, Ichthyophonida. The transcript has a single exon.
GACUAAUACAACUACGCAACUGUGCUGAGACAUAUCAGCAGAGGUCAUCUAUCAGUGUAGUUGUGCGAGAGAGUCAGCUGCACGCAUGCUCGGCGAUACAAUACAGCAGUAGUAUGAGUGCUAUGCGACUCCGGUAGUUGUUCAGUGGAGUCGGUGCUAUCAUACGUUCCCUAUUCGCCUUUAUCGAGGGAAAUUGCUAGAAUUACACGCAACGGAGAUUAGAUUGUUAGUUGCUAUGACGAACAUGGCCUGUGCAAUAACUGGCGCUGUCGUGCGCGUUCACAUGUGUUGUGCUAUGCACAAGAAUUGCAUUGCGGCAAAUACAUACGCCAUCGCUACAUAUAGCCCGUCCCUCGGCACAUUCAGAAGAGAUGCGUCAAGCAGAUGUAUGCAGGGGUACGUGAACAUAUCCAGGCGGAGUGUUGUUAACAGCUCUGAAACUGAUGACAGGGGACUUUCAGGUAGACUGCCGCUUUAUAACUGUGCAAUGCCAGAGGGUGCACGCUUGCAGCCACACAAGAUGAGCAGGAGAACACGCUUCUACACCACAUCGAGUGCGGGCGAAAUGGAGGACAGAAUACAUGCACCACACAUGAGUGAAUCGAAUGGUGGAGAUGCUCGCAGUAGUAACAGGCACAACAGCAAGAAGGCUGCCGUGAAACGGUCGUCUACUGCAAUGGAUGGAAUGGUCAGGUGGAUGGCUCAGCGCGAGAUUACGCCAAAGGACUUGCUGGAACCAGUAGAGAGAGUGGGUGCUUUACACAGGGACGGGCAGGCAUCUACACCACACAUAGGUAUAGGUGGAGAUAAUGAGGCAGAUACUAUAACCACGGAUCCUGGUUAUAGUGGGGGCGCACAGCCUUCUAAAGACAGGCCGGUUAGACGACAGGAAGCUGCAAUGUCUCAAAGCAACGGUGUGCAGGGUGGUGAUGGAUCGCACGGGGAAAAAGCAACCAACCGUGCCUUAGAGGGUGACAGUGAGGAACAUCAGGCGCAUGCAACGGAUAUGAAUAUGACAGACGCACACAGGGAUGGCAGAGAUGUACACGAAAGCACACAAGAGACAUCUGGCAUGGCAAUUGCACGCGAGGCGUAUGCGGGUCGUGUAGCGGCUGAGGCAACUGCUGCAACGCACAGCGAAUUAGACGUAGAUGCAUACGAAGGGGGCUCUGACCGUACACAUACAUCACCACACACACACACAGUACCACACACACACACAGUACCACACACACACAAAGCACCACACACACAGAGAGUACCACACACACACACUGCAUCACACUCACACACAGUACCCCACACACACACAGCACCACACACACAGAGGGUACCACACACACACACUGCAUCACACUCACACACAGUACCCCACACACAGUCCUCAGCCACGAAAGAGGCUGUGGUCGACGCGUACGUGCACGAGCACUUACGUGUGGCCGCCAGCUCACACAACUGGUUCCUGAUGCUGCAGAUACUGAGCGAUCUCAAGGACAACCCCGACUGCCAGGGGGUGGAUACAGAGGCCAUGUACACGGUCGUGGAUGCAGUGAAGUACAUGCCCCUAACCGACGCCGUGAAUGUUUCUCGCAAGCUAUUCCAGGUGUGCAACACGCAUAUCAAACACUUCCGGCGCCUGCCCGACUCGCUGACCAAGCUAGAGGACUUGAUGGAGACCUUCACGCAGAUAGACAUGGUGUAUUGGGCUGAGCAGGCCUUUAUAUGGGCCACCGACAGACCCGCCACCAAGUUCAUCGAUGAGCCUCGGCAGCGCACGUACAACCUGCUGCUGGAGUGUAUCUCCAAGCGCAAGUCGCCGCUGCGCGUGUUUGAUGUGGUCAAUGAGAUGAAGCUCCGAGGCAUCCCGUACAACUUAGACACGGUCACGUAUGUGUUCAAGGAUUGCUACAAGCGGCGCCGGGGGGACCAUGCUCUCACCUUCUUCAACCUCGAGCAUGUGCGAGAACGUGCCACAGCCGAUGUGUACACGCUAUGCAUGGAAGCGCUUGUGCACGGCCGCAGGCUUAACCCGGAGCACGACGACGCAGUACAGGCGUAUAGUAUGCUCAACGAGAUGACUAACCGAGCUUUCAUAGAACGGCGCAAAGACCUGCGGCCCACUCUGGCCACGUACAAGGUCGUGUACAACGUCGCUGAUCUGAAGGGGCAGAAUGUGCUGUACAAACGCCUCAAGGCCGACAAGAUCACCUGCGACUACGAAUUCAUCUGCCAGCGCAUGGACACUCUGCUGGACCCACAGUACCCCGAAGUGCGCUCCGAGCGUACCGCUAUGGAUGUCAUCGACACAUUCCGGGACGCGCAGAAUAGGCACGGACUGUUUACCGACCCGCGAGACGGCCGUGAAGACCUGGGCAGCGAACACUGGGCCAUGUACGAACACGGGCACUACAAACUAGUGCAGGCGCUGAGCUACCUGUACAUGUACCACGAGGCCACCAACGUCUAUGCGUCGCUGGUGAAGCAGAACAUACCCCUGCGUAGUCAGACGGUGUCUGCGUGCCUGUACGCCCACGCGCACGCCAGGAAAUGGAACAGUUUAGGCCCUAUACUGACGCGGUUCUGGGACCAGAACGAGAUUGCCGGGCCGCACCUGACCCGAAGUCUUCCGGACGUCUGCAUGAUGAUGGCGCAGGAGCGCGGCAAGGACGAGACCUUUGCGCUGUGGAUCCACCACCAGGACAUGCUCAACGAGUGCAUCGACCCCACGUGGAUCUCACGCGUGCAGGUGGCCACCAUAGACGCCAUGAUGACCGAGUUCAAGCCCAUCAACACCUCACACGGCCCACGUCACGCCACGCGAGCGCUACAGGCACAUCCAGACGCUGUGGGGGCGCACGCGGACGACGAUGUGGCGGAAGUGACGUACGAAGAGUCCGCGCGACAACGGCGCACAGCCAGCGCAGAGGCCAUACGCCACGCCAAGCGCAUGCGACAGCCAGGCAUACGCUGGCACACGUACAAGAAGGAACGCCGACGCCUCAACGUGCAAGUGCUGCACGACAAACGCAUCGCGGACAGGCAGGCGCUGAAGGCCGAGUGGGGGGUGGUGGAUACAGUGGAUGUGGAUGGGUAUGAGCGACCGGAGAUGCGCAAGAGACUCACGGGAGACGACAAGCGCGCGGCGACUACCAGGCAUGUGCCCAAGUGGAAGGCACCCGGUAAGGGAACGGGGCGUUCCGUGGCCGCCAAGGGGUCUAUUGGGGGCCAACCUCCCCCUGUGGUGUUGUAGGUGUACAUGGUUUGUACAUUAAUGGGUUGAUAAGCUGCGUGGAGAGUGAGAGAGUGUGCUUCUCUGAGCUUCUCGUUGCAGUAUCGCGAAGGUGUGCGUAAGCAAGCGGCCUUGGAUCCAUUAUCCAUCGCCUUGUACGUGCAUACGACAAGUUGUCGUACGCUCACCACAUUGUCCAUUACAUGGUACAAUCAUACAAGUUGUCGUACGCACACCAGAUGGUAUACACAUACCCCUCCAUACGAAGUGUGUCUACACUCCGGGCGGAUCAUAUCUUGACCUGUGUCGGCAAUAUGCGUCGAAAGACGUCUUGGGACAACAAACCUCUAAACCCUAAACUCUAAAAUCAUAAAACCUUGAAACCCUAAAACUCUAAAAGUCUAAAC